GUUGCGAUGGGUUGCGCAUGCGCUCCGGAGCUUCAGCGGCCGGCGCCUGCGUAGUGAGGUGCCGUGUUGGUGGUGGAAGUGUCCGUGUUGUGCAUCGAUCUGACAAAUUUCGCAUAGAAACCCAUAAUGACGGAUAAUAAACGCCUCGCCUAUUCCAUCACUCAGUUUUUACGUGAUCAGCUUCAGUCUGGGGAUCUGACUUCAGAUGCUCAGGAAAGCUUAGAGGUUGCAGUUCAGUGUUUGGAGACGGCAUUUGGCAUCUCGGUGGUUAAUGAAGACCUUGCUGUGUCUCGGACACUCCCAGAGAUUUUUACAGCUGCUGUUGGUGAGGAGAUACCUGAUGUGGUCGUGGACUCUGCAUUAGAGUCUCCAACUGUUGAAGAUCUCUCAAAAGCUGAACUAUUGAAAACUGAAGGAAAUGAACAGAUGAAAGUAGAAAAUUAUCAGAGUGCAGUGGAGUACUACACGCAAGCUAUUGAUUUGAAUCCUAACAAUGCAGUUUAUUUUUGCAACAGGGCAGCAGCAUACAGUAAACUAGGAAACUACACUGGAGCAGUAGAAGACUGUGAAAAGGCAAUAACAUUUGACCCAUGCUACAGCAAAGCCUAUGGCAGAAUGGGGUUGGCCCUGGCUAGUCUAAAUAAAUACAAUGAAGCAGUUAAUUUCUAUAAAAAGGCUCUGGAGCUGGAUCCUGACAAUGAAUCAUACAAAGCAAACCUCAUUGUAGCAGAACAGAAGAUUCAGGAUGCGCCAAGUCCAACAGGAGGCACUGGUGGGUUUGAUCUGGCAGGUUUACUGAAUAAUCCGGGCUUCAUGAAUAUGGCAUCUAAUCUAAUGCAGAAUUCACAAGUACAGCAGUUAGUGUCUGGAAUGAUGUCGGGAUCCUAUGGGCCUGUAGGGUCUGCAAGUGCAGCAGGACCUGGGACAGGAGCUAAUGACAUUGCAGGCCUCAUCCAAGCAGGACAGCAGUUUGCACAACAGAUGCAGCAGCAAAACCCAGAGCUAAUUGAACAGUUACGGAGCCAAAUCAGGAGCCGAACCCCCAGUGCCAGCAAUGAAGAACAGUCCUAACAGAAGACUAGGAGCUAUGGUCCAGUCCAUCCCUUACCACCACUACCACUAGUUCUUCUGCAAGUUGAGGUUGUCUUUGCCAUCAGGAACUCAAAGUAAUGAUUUCUACUGUCACUUGCAUGUUCAGGUGGAUACUCAGGGCGAAGAGCCAACAACUUGUAAAUGAGAAAUUAAAACAAAACUGGGCUUUCGGGCUUGCAAAAACAUCUCAUCAACUUUUUGUGGAAUUCAUGUAUUGAGCUUUCUGUGAUUCUCAAGUUUUUUUAAUCAGAAUUGUCACAGAGGAAUGUCACAGCUGCACUAUCACUUCAGGUCAUCUGCCAUCCUGCAAGAUUCCUUUGGCUCUUUGGAAAAAAAAUAUCUACACAACGAAGAGCAGUGAUUUUUAUACCUCACCUUCUCUCAAUAGUGGCAUUUUUGUUGAUAAUUUGGUACUGUUUAACUUGCAAAGCUUAUUUUUUUUUUUGUUGCCUGAAAUAUUUAUCAGCAUUUCAGAAGAAUAGACCAGCAGAAGUGGUGUUUAACUAAUACAGUAUCUGGAAUGAUUAACAUCAUGCUUUUCAUUCAUGUAGUUUUUCGUUUAUGGUGCAUAGGAUUGUCUGAAACUGUCACAUGGAUUUGUGAUUAGCUUUUUAAACCAAGAAAUGGACAUGAACCGUAAGUUGGUCCUGUGACAAUUGUUUGCAAAAUCACUAACAUCACCAGCUUGACAGAACUGAGAUUAACUUCCUUUCUGUAGUUGAUAAAUUUAGAAAAUAAUUUUACAGUCUGGCCCUGAGUACAUGCAACAAAAAGGUAACAAGUUAUUAAUUUUGUUAUAAUUCAAAUGGCGUGGGGAUUGUGGAGGAGAAAUGGGGAUGGGCAGUGGCCGGAGGCCCCAGUUCUGUAAUCUCAACCACUUUCGACUACAACUGUUGUUCCCAGGGCUAAACAAACCUCAUAUUGUGAACAAUGUCAUGUGCACUGUUUCUUGGAUAGCCAUUGUUCAUAACCUGUUUGUAAAAAGGAUAAAACAAAUGAAGGUCCUCUUCUAUUAUUUGAACAUUUCCCUUAAUUCCUUUACAAUACCUUUAUGGAAUCAUUUAUUUUUAAAGCUACAAUCACUAUUAAUGUACGUGUUUUGAUGUCCUGUUUGUGCUCAUAAAUUAAGCCUUUGUAAUGUGGAUAAGGCGACACAAAAUUCAGCCUUUGUAGUGUGAAUAAGACGACAAUUUUGCCAUUUUGUGGACUGAAUCCAACCGAACUAGCCGAUAAAUUCCUGUAUGAAUUGAAUGCUUUCAGACACCAAUUUGUGCAUUGCAGAAUGUAAUUCACAAAAUUCAGAUUUAACAAAAAAUCCUGGAAUUGCAUGCCAU
Amblyraja radiata (thorny skate) is the source of this 2426-nucleotide messenger RNA. Its product is annotated as small glutamine rich tetratricopeptide repeat co-chaperone alpha. The transcript has 12 exons. Bases 127 to 1071 code for a protein of 314 amino acids. Gene Ontology annotation, biological process: post-translational protein targeting to endoplasmic reticulum membrane. Gene Ontology annotation, molecular function: protein binding; molecular adaptor activity. The record is from RefSeq and is a predicted model, not a curated record. Gene Ontology annotation, cellular component: TRC complex; membrane. NCBI's taxonomy places the organism in Eukaryota, Metazoa, Chordata, Chondrichthyes, Rajiformes, Rajidae.